GACUGCGCACGCCUAAAGGAGACUUCGGCUCCUGGUCGCCCCCGCCACCUCUCUGCGCUUGCGCACUCUUACUGUCGGGUUUUCCUUUUCCGGGUCCUAACUAGGGCUAUCGGGCGCAUGCGCCACUGCAGGCUGGCGGCUGGCGGCUUCUUCCGGCCUUCCUUUUAGGCCGGCACCGGCAGAAGCGGGGCGAACGCCGUGCCCCUAGCGAGUGACCUGCGACCCCGGAAGUGGACCUCAGGGUCCUAGGGCUUUCCCAGGUCCGGAGAGAAAGGAGCCGUCGCCUGCACUCCGAGAGCACCCACUCCACGCCCACCUCUGGAUGUUGCCGACGAGUGCCCGGCCCGUGCCCUGCGCCUGCCUACUGGCUUGGCCCCUCCGAGCGGUUCGGAGCCACGGGUGGGGGCCAAGACCCCGCCCCUGAUGCCGCCCCACCCCUGUGCCGGAGCCUCGCACCUCUGACUGUCCCGACCGGCCCCGCCCCCUGCCUGCACCCGCGCCCCGCCGAUCCCCUCCCCCGCGGGGGGGGGCCAUGGCGUGAGCUCGAGGCCGGGCCCCGGGGCCCUCGGGCACCAAGCGGGGCAUGGGCCGGGGGCCGCCCCCAUGAGGGUCCCGGGAGAAGGACGCGCGCAGCAGCGGCGGGGCCAUGGGGUCUCAGGUGUUGCAGAUCCUGCGCCAGGGGGUGUGGGCCUCGCUCACUGGCGGUUGGUUCUUCGAUCCGCAUCAAAGCACCUUCUCCAACUGCUUCCACCUUUAUGUCUGGAUCUUCCUACUCACCUUUCCCUUCUUGCUGUACAUGGUCUUACCCCCCAGCUUGGUGGUGGCUGGUGUGUACUGCCUGGUGGUGGCAGUCAUCUUCACUACCAUCAAGACUGUCAACUAUCGGCUGCAUGCCAUGUUCGACCAGGGCGAAAUUGUGGAGAAGCGCAACUCUACCAUGGGAGAACAGGAGGAGGAGCCUGCCCAGGGGGACAGCAGUCUGCCCAGGGACCCUGGUGUAGAGAUGACAGUGUUUCGGAAAGUGAGUUCCACACCCCCAGUACGCUGCAGUUCCCAGCAUUCUGUGUUCGGCUUCAACCAAGUCUCGGAAUUGCUGCCUCGAAUGGAGGACUCUGGGCCCCUCAGAGACAUCAAGGAGCUGGUGCGAGAGCAGGGCAGCAACAAUGUGAUCGUGACCUCUGCCGAUCGAGAGAUGCUGAAGCUCAGUUCCCAAGAGAAACUGAUUGGCGAUCUUCCCCAGACACCCCCAGGGGUUAUCCCAGACCCCUCUUUCCCCAGCACAGACUCUUCAGAGCGUUCUCCCCUGGCUGGAGAUGGAGCUCCCUGGGGUGGGAGCAGUGUGGUGGAUACACCCAUGAGCCCUUUACUGAAGGGGAGCCUAAGCCAGGAGCUGAGCAAGAGCUUCCUGACUCUGACCCGGCCUGACCGGGCCCUAGUAAGGACCAGCAGCCGAAGGGAACAUCGCCGGGGCGCUGGAGGUUACCAGCCCCUGGACCGGCGGGGCUCCAGUGAGCCCAUGCCCCAGAAAGCCGGCUCCUCAGAUUCAUGCUUCAGUGGCACAGACAGGGAGACACUGAGCAGCUUCAAGAGUGAGAAGACCAACUCAACCCACCUGGAUAGCCCCCCUGGCGGACAAGCUCCUGAGGGCAGUGACACAGACCCCCCCUCGGAGGCUGAGCUGCCUGCUUCACCAGAUGCUGGGGUACCCUCCGAUGAUACCCUGCGGUCCUUUGACACGGUCAUCGGAGCAGGGACACCCCCAGGUCCAACUGAACCACUCAUGGUUGUACGACCCAAGGACUUGGCCCUGCUUCGGCCUAGCAAACGGCGGCCACCUGUGCGAAGACAUUCCCCACCCAGCCGUGCCCCUAGACGCCCCCUGCUCGAGGGUGCAGGCUUCUUUGAGGAUGAAGACACCAGUGAGGGCAGUGAGCUGAGCCCAGCCUCUAGUCUGCGAUCGCAGCGCCGCUACAGUACCGAUGACAGCUCUUCUUCCACUUCUUGCUACUCCCCUGAGAGCUCCCGGGGUGCAGCAGGGGGGCCUCGGAAGCGCCGGGCUCCUCACGGGGCUGAGGAAGGCACUGCUGUCCCCCCUAAGCGUCCCUAUGGGACCCAGCGGACGCCCAGUACUGCCAGUGCCAAAACGCAUGCGCGCGUGCUGAGCAUGGAUGCGGCAGGGGGGGAUGUCCUAAGGGCUCCCCUGGCAGGCUCCAAGGCCGAGCUGGAGGCCCAGGCAGGAGUGGAGCUGGUUACCGGUGAGCCUGCUGUGGUGCCUGCUGAGCCCCGUAGGGGACCUGCUGCUAACCAGCCCGGCUGGAGGGGGGAGCUGCAGGAGGAAGGUGCUGUGGGGGGAGCAGCUGAGGAGACGGGCAAGCGAGACCACUCAAGUAACGUGAGGCGGACACAGGCCAUCCGGAGACGUCAUAAUGCAGGCAGUAACCCCACCCCGCCGGCCUCUGUCAUGGGCUCGCCACCCAGCAGUCUGCAGGAGGCUCAGCGGGGCAGAGCUGCCUCCCACUCCCGGGCACUGACACUGCCAUCCGCCUUGCACUUCGCCUCUUCACUGCUGCUCACCCGGGCUGGCGCCAAUGUGCAUGAGGCCUGCACCUUUGACGACACCUCGGAGGGGGCCGUGCACUAUUUCUACGAUGAGAGCGGUGUGCGUCGUUCCUACACCUUUGGCCUGGCUGGAGGUGGCUACGAGAACCCUGUGGGGCAGCAGGGGGAGCAGGCAGCCAAUGGAGCCUGGGACCGCCACUCACAUUCCUCUAGUUUCCACUCGGCUGAUGUCCCUGAGGCUACAGGAGGUCUGAACCUGCUACAGCCCAGGCCAGUGGUUCUGCAGGGCAUGCAGGUGCGCCGGGUGCCCCUGGAGAUUCCAGAGGAGCAGACUCUGAUGGAGGAGGCGCCGCCCCGUGCCCAGCACAGCUACAAGUACUGGCUUUUUCCUGGCCGCUGGACCUCUGUGCGCUAUGAGCGGCUCGCCCUGCUGGCCCUGCUGGACCGGACACGGGGGGUGAUGGAGAACAUCUUCGGCAUCGGGCUAAGCAGCCUGGUUGCCUUUCUGGGCUACCUGCUGCUGCUCAAGGGCUUCUUCACCGACAUCUGGGUCUUCCAGUUCUGUCUGGUCAUCGCCUCCUGCCAGUACUCCUUGCUCAAGAGUGUGCAGCCUGAUGCAGCCUCACCCAUGCACGGCCACAACUGGGUAAUUGCCUACAGCCGGCCUGUCUACUUCUGCAUCUGCUGUUUGCUCAUCUGGCUGCUAGACGCCCUGGGCUCAGCUCAGCCCUUCCCACCCGUCUCCCUUUAUGGCCUCACACUUUUCUCUGCCUCCUUCUUCUUCUGUGCCCGAGAUGUGGCCACUGUGUUCACCUUGUGCUUCCCGUUCGUCUUCCUCCUGGGCCUCCUGCCCCAGGUCAACACCUGCCUCAUGUAUCUGCUGGAGCAGAUAGAUAUGCACGGCUUUGGGGGCACAGCCGCCACCAGCCCGCUCACUGCAGUCUUCAGCCUUGCCCGAAGCCUGUUGGCUGCCGCCCUGCUCUACGGCUUCUGCCUUGGAGCCAUCAAGACUCCAUGGCCAGAGCAGCACGUCCCUGUCCUCUUCUCCGUCUUCUGUGGCCUCCUGGUGGCGCUGUCCUACCACCUGAGCCGGCAGAGCAGUGACCCCACCGUGCUCUGGUCUCUGGUUCGGAGCAAGAUCUUUCCUGAACUAGAGGAACGGAGCCUGGAGACAGCCCGGUCCGAGCCCCCAGACCCACUGCCAGAAAAGAUGCGCCAGUCGGUGCGAGAGGUCCUGCACUCUGACCUGGUGAUGUGCGUGGUGAUUGCUGUCCUCACUUUCGCCAUCAGCGCCAGCACCGUCUUCAUCGCCCUGAAGUCAGUGCUGGGUUUCGUGUUGUACGCCCUGGCUGGAGCUGUGGGCUUCUUCACGCAUUACCUGCUGCCGCAGCUCCGCAAACAGCUGCCCUGGUUCUGCCUCUCGCAGCCCGUGCUGAAGCCGCUGGAGUACAGCCAGUAUGAAGUGCGCGGUGCUGCUCAGGUGAUGUGGUUUGAGAAGCUGUAUGCCAUCCUUCAGUGUGUGGAGAAGUACCUCAUCUACCCUGCUGUGGUGCUCAACGCUCUCACAGUGGAUGCCCACACCGUCGUCAGCCAGCCGGACAAGUUCUGCCUCUACUGUCGGGCACUGCUGAUGACAGUGGCGGGGCUGAAGCUGCUGCGCUCAGCCUUCUGUUGCCCACCCCAGCAGUACCUGACCUUGGCUUUCACCGUCCUGCUCUUCCACUUCGACUACCCGCGUCUCUCCCAGGGCUUUCUGCUGGACUAUUUCCUCAUGUCCCUGCUUUGCAGCAAGCUAUGGGACCUGCUGUACAAGCUGCGUUUUGUGCUGACCUACAUCGCACCCUGGCAGAUCACCUGGGGUUCAGCCUUCCAUGCCUUUGCUCAGCCCUUUGCUGUACCACACUCAGCCAUGCUGUUUGUCCAGGCCCUGUUGUCAGGGCUGUUCUCCACCCCGCUCAACCCCCUCCUGGGCAGCGCUGUCUUCAUCAUGUCCUAUGCGAGGCCUCUCAAGUUCUGGGAGCGUGACUACAACACUAAACGUGUGGAUCAUUCCAACACCCGCCUGGUGACACAGCUGGACAGGAAUCCCGGCGCUGAUGACAACAACCUCAACUCCAUCUUCUAUGAGCACUUAACGCGCUCGCUGCAGCACACGCUGUGUGGAGACCUGGUGCUGGGCCGCUGGGGCAACUAUGGCCCCGGUGACUGCUUCGUCCUGGCCUCCGACUACCUCAAUGCGCUGGUGCACCUCAUCGAGGUUGGCAAUGGCCUGGUUACCUUCCAGCUGCGUGGCCUUGAGUUCCGGGGCACGUACUGCCAGCAGCGGGAGGUGGAGGCCAUCACCGAAGGCGUGGAGGAGGAUGAAGGCUGCUGCUGCUGCGAGCCCGGCCACCUGCCCAGGGUCCUGUCCUUCAACGCCGCCUUUGGGCAGCGCUGGCUGGCCUGGGAGGUGACAGCCAGCAAGUAUGUGCUAGAGGGGUACAGCAUUAGCGAUAACAACGCCGCCUCCAUGCUGCAGGUCUUCGACCUCCGCAAGAUCCUCAUCACCUACUACGUCAAGAGCAUCAUCUACUAUGUCAACCGUUCCCCCAAAUUGGAGGCCUGGCUGAACCAUGAGGGCAUCGCAGCUGCCCUGAGGCCAGUGCGGGCCCCGGGCUAUGCUGACUCAGACCCCACGUUCUCGCUAAGCGUGGAUGAGGACUACGACCUUCGCCUCUCUGGCCUCUCUCUACCCUCCUUCUGUGCUGUGCACCUUGAAUGGAUCCAGUACUGCGCCUCCCGGCGAGGCCAGCCAGUCGACCAGGAUUGGAACUCGCCACUCGUCACCUUGUGUUUUGGCCUGUGUGUGCUGGGCCGUCGGGCCCUGGGGACAGCCUCCCACAGCAUGUCUGCUAGCUUGGAGCCCUUCCUGUAUGGCCUACACGCCCUGUUCAAGGGGGAUUUUCGCAUCACCUCCCCACGGGACGAGUGGGUCUUUGCCGACAUGGACCUGCUUCACCGAGUCGUGGCACCUGGCGUUCGCAUGGCCCUCAAGCUUCACCAGGACCAUUUCACAUCCCCAGAUGAAUACGAGGAGCCCGCGGCCCUGUAUGAUGCCAUUGCAGCCAAUGAGGAGCGGCUGGUCAUCUCCCACGAGGGGGACCCGGCCUGGCGCAGCGCCAUCCUGAGCAACACGCCCUCGCUGCUGGCGCUGCGCCACGUCAUGGACGACGCGUCCGAUGAGUACAAGAUCAUCAUGCUCAACCGGCGCCACCUCAGCUUCCGGGUUAUCAAGGUGAACAGAGAAUGCGUGCGCGGCCUGUGGGCCGGGCAGCAGCAGGAGCUGGUGUUUCUGCGCAACCGUAACCCUGAGCGGGGCAGCAUCCAGAACGCCAAGCAGGCGCUCCGCAACAUGAUCAACUCCUCCUGCGACCAGCCGCUCGGAUACCCCAUCUACGUGUCACCCCUCACCACCUCGCUGGCCGGCAGCCACCCCCAGCUGCGGGCGCUGUGGGGUGGCCCCGUCAGCCUGGGAGCCAUCGCCCGCUGGCUCCUGCGCAGCUGGGAGAGGCUGCACAAGGGCUGCGGCGCUGGCUGCAACAGCGGCGGCAAUGUGGAUGACUCUGAUUGUGGGGGCGGCGGCCUGACCUCCCUCAGCAAUAAUCCCCCCUUGGCGCACCCCACACCUGAGAACACAGCAGGCGGUGGGGAGCAGCCCCUCCCUUCAGGCCCUGGCUCGCUCAGCAGCUCCGGUGACGGGCGGCCCCCGCCUCUGCUGCAGUGGCCUCCCCCUCGGCUCUCUGGACCAGCACCCGCCUCCCCUGCUCUCACUGAGGUUCCCCGCCCCUCACGGCCCCCUGGCCCUGGGCUCCUCAGUUCCGAGGGGCCCAAUGGGAAGUGGAGCCUGGGGGGUCGGAAGGGACUGGGAGGAUCUGAUGGGGAGCCAGCCUCAGGGAGUCCCAAAGGAGGCACCCCCAAGUCUCAGGUGCCUCUGGACCUCAGCCUCAGCCCUGAUGUGAGCUCCGAGGCCUCACCUCCUAGAGCAGCCCAGGACAUUCCUUGUCUGGACAGCAGUGACGCCAAGAGUGGUACACCCACCGGGCUCCCGGGUGACUGGCCCGCCCCUGCCGAGGAGCGCGAGAGCCCAGCGGCGCAGCCCUUGCUGGAGCACCAGUACUGAGCGGCCCAGCGCCCAGCGCCCACGGACCUGUCCCAGGACCCAAUGACUCGGACUCCCUCUGCUGCCUCCGGCCCUCUCCGUUGGACCACAGAACUGAGUAGCUUUGGCUCCCAAGCCUGAACCCUGACCUCUGUCUGCCUCAGCCAAAGUACCGGAACUGAAUGGCCCAGACCUCUGACCUUGACCUCUGAUCUCUCCCUAAUUCAUGGCCUGGGUGCUCUAAGCUGAGGCAGUCAGCCUCCCAGCCAGGCCCCAAGAGCCAAACCCAUGGGCUGGUCCCUCUUUGAGCCUGUGACCAGGACUGACUCUGCCCUGGACCUGCACUGCCUGAAAGGCUGGUCCCUCGGCCUGACCUGGGGCCCGAAAUGUGGCAAGGCUGGUUUGUUCUUUCUUUCUUUUUCUUUCUUUCUUUUUUUUUUCGUGCUUCAGAGACACCAAAUUAAUAACACUAUUUUUGAUUUUG
Dipodomys spectabilis (banner-tailed kangaroo rat) is the source of this 7181-nucleotide messenger RNA. RefSeq names its product pecanex 3 (gene Pcnx3). The transcript has 35 exons. Bases 647 to 6718 code for a protein of 2023 amino acids. The record is from RefSeq and is a predicted model, not a curated record. Gene Ontology annotation, cellular component: membrane. NCBI's taxonomy places the organism in Eukaryota, Metazoa, Chordata, Mammalia, Rodentia, Heteromyidae.